This is a messenger RNA of Capronia epimyces CBS 606.96, 327 nucleotides long. RefSeq names its product 60S ribosomal protein L30. Gene Ontology annotation, molecular function: RNA binding; structural constituent of ribosome. The record is from RefSeq and is a predicted model, not a curated record. Gene Ontology annotation, cellular component: cytosolic large ribosomal subunit. The transcript has 3 exons. The coding region runs from base 1 to 327 and encodes 108 amino acids. NCBI's taxonomy places the organism in Eukaryota, Fungi, Ascomycota, Eurotiomycetes, Chaetothyriales, Herpotrichiellaceae.
AUGGCACCAAAGAAAGCGAGAAAGACUACGGACAGCAUCAACUCGCGCCUUGCGCUUGUGAUGAAAUCCGGCAAAGUCACUCUCGGUUACAAGUCGACCCUCAAAACCCUCCGAUCUGGAAAGGCCAAGCUGGUCAUCAUUGCCGGCAACACUCCCCCUCUGCGCAAGAGCGAACUGGAAUACUACUCGAUGUUGUCUAAGACUAACGUCCACCACUUCGCCGGAAACAACAUUGAAUUGGGCACUGCCUGUGGAAAGCUCUACCGAUGCUCCACGAUGGCCGUUCUUGAUGCUGGUGACUCCGAUAUCCUGGGCGCCGCAUCAUAG